GAAUCCCAAUGCACACGCACCGUUCAAACUCCGAUGGAAUCACGUUAGAGUCACGUGCGCCGAGUUACCUGCGAUAAAGAAAAUUGUCCGUUUUUUUUUUUUUCUUCCAAACGAACAAACGAGAAAAGAAGAAAAAAAUUAAAAUAGAAAAGAGCGAAAAAAAAAAGAAUAGGAACGAACGAGAAACGGAAUAGAAAAGCGAAAACACUUUUUUCGAAACACACGUGCGAAUUUGCAUACGUCAUAGAGAUAAAGCACGACGAAUCGUUGUUGAAUUGAUAAAGUACGCAUUUUUUGAUGAGGUAGUUUUUCGCGUGACGGUUUUUUUUCCUUUUUUUUUGUUCACAAAGUUUGUUUUUUUUCUCUCAAUUCGGAACUCGGAAUUCAACGACUGGAUUACAUAUCUUCGUCGCAUGAUCUGAACUGAAAUGAUCGUUACAGAGAUCUCAGAACCUCGACAUCUUAACCGAUGACUGGAACAAAAUGGUGGACAGAAAGAAGGGACUGAUCGUGAUAUUGAUAACGCUGCUGAUCUACCCUAAAAAUAACUUCGGAGGAGCUUUUCAGCCGGAAUUUUUGGCACCCAUAACAAAUGUUACCGUAUCGGUUGGCAGGGAUGCAACAUUCACAUGUCACGUUGGUUACCUGGGAGGAUACAGGGUCGGUUGGGUGAAAGCGGAUACCAAAGCGAUCCAAGCGAUUCACGAUCACGUGAUAACGCAUAAUCCUCGCAUAUCCGUAUCGCACGGUGAUCAUUCAACUUGGAGCCUCCACAUAAAGGGUGUGCAGAUAGAGGACGGGGGUCUCUACAUGUGUCAAGUCAAUACGGAUCCGAUGAAAAGCCAGACAGGUCUCCUCAACGUAGUCGUACCCCCGGAUUUCGUACAAGAGGAAACAUCGGGGGAUGUGAUGGUCGGUGAAGGCGGUCAGGUAAAGCUGACUUGUAGAGCCCGAGGGACGCCACCCCCGCGAGUAAUAUGGCGCAGGGAGGAUGGACGAGAUAUAAUCCUUCGAGAACCUUCUGUCGGUAGUACACCGGUUCAAAAGACGCGGAAUAUACCGGUGGCGCAUUUCGAAGGUGAAAUUUUAAAACUAGCCAAAGUUUCGCGGGCCGAAAUGGGCGCGUAUUUGUGCAUAGCCAGCAACGGCGUACCUCCCACCGUCAGUAAAAGGGUCAUCAUCAACGUUCACUUCCCGCCAGUGAUACACGUGCCGAAUCAACUGGUUGGUGCUCCUCUAGGGACCGACGUUGUCCUCGAAUGUUUCGUGGAAGCGUCUCCGAAAUCCAUAAAUUACUGGAUAAAGGAUAACGGUGCUAUGAUCAUCAAAAGCACCCGUCACGACGUUCAGAUUAUAGCGAAGUCAGCUUUUGAAAUUCGAAUGAGUUUGACAGUUCGAAACUUUCAUCACCAGGACGUCGGUUCUUACAGAUGCGUGGCUAAAAAUUCACUCGGCGAAGUGGAAAGCAGCAUACGACUUUACGAAAUUCCCGGUCCGACAAAAACUCAGACGGCAUCGUGGCCAGGUGGUUUCUACGACGAGGAUGAAGAAUUGGACGUCUACGGCUCGGAGGAAUUCGACAAAUCGGAUAUCGUUAAACAAAACAUGCCCAUCGACAAUACGGUCUACGGUCAAGCCGCCGCUCAUCCAACCGUUUACUGGACCUCGACACCCUCGAUAAAAUUAAUGAAGAAACGACCAUCUUUUACAAUGGGUGCCUCGUCGACGAGAAAUCGCGAAACUCUACACGUUUUCAUUAUAUCGGCUACGCUCUUGGCACAUUUAUCAACGUUCGACUGGCAUUAGAAGUAAAUGAAACCAAAAAAAAAACAAAUUGAUCUGUAAAAAAAAUUGAUAUGUUAAUUAAUAAUACGUAUACAUAUAUACAUAUAGAUAUACACACACAUAUAUAAAUAGUUAAUUUAAAUAUGAAUAACGUAAAAUAUACGAUAAUUAUAAAAAAAAACAAAAAAAAACAAUAAUAACGUUAAUAUUAAUGAAUAACUGAAGACCGUCUUCCCAGACUUGUUUUUAUCGAAUGACAAUUAAAAGGAGAUGAGAGGGAAAGGAGAAAAGAGGAGAUAAAUAAAAAUUGAAGAAAAAAUGAGA
Athalia rosae (coleseed sawfly) is the source of this 2109-nucleotide messenger RNA. Its product is annotated as lachesin-like. The record is from RefSeq and is a predicted model, not a curated record. The coding region runs from base 484 to 1806 and encodes 440 amino acids. The transcript has 10 exons. Gene Ontology annotation, cellular component: neuron projection. Lineage: Eukaryota; Metazoa; Arthropoda; Insecta; Hymenoptera; Athaliidae.